Molecule: messenger RNA, 2673 nt
Organism: Fusarium oxysporum Fo47
Lineage: Eukaryota; Fungi; Ascomycota; Sordariomycetes; Hypocreales; Nectriaceae
Product: RTA1 like protein-domain-containing protein
Exons: 9
Coding region: 1-2673 (890 amino acids)
Biological process (GO): pantothenate biosynthetic process
Cellular component (GO): membrane; cytoplasm
Molecular function (GO): 2-dehydropantoate 2-reductase activity
Source: RefSeq, a predicted model, not a curated record
AUGACUUCACCUAAAGACAGAGUACUACUGAUUGGCAGCGGUGGUAUUGGUACGAUUGCUGCUCUGAACCUCGAAAGAGGAGGUUUGGCUGAAGUCACGUCUGUUUUGCGGUCCAAUUUCCAAGUCGUGCGCACCAAGGGAUUCACGAUCAGGUCUUGCCAGCAUGGCGAUAUUCACAAUUGGCGGCCUACUGAAAGCUUGGAUGCUAUACCGAACAGAUACGAUGCGCAGGGCCGGCCAUUCGACUAUAUCGUUUGCUGCACCAAGAAUAUUCCAGACAUUAUCCCUACGUUAUGCGACAUCAUUGCGCCUGCAGUCACUCCCGGCCAUACGGCCAUCGUCUUGAUACAAAAUGGUCUGAAUAUCGAAAGACCGUUUAUUCAUCGAUUUCCGAACAAUGUUAUCAUAUCUGGUAUCAGCAGAAUCGACGCCCACGAAGUCGCACCUGGUGUCAUCGAGCAGAAACAGAACGACCUUCUACACAUCGGAGCUUUCAAUAACCCGUCCUUGCAUCUGAAGGUACAAGAAGCGGCGGCGAAGCGCUUCGUAGAAAUCUACAGCAUGGGAGGCAAAACGACAUGUCUGUACCAACCAGACGUCGAUUUUGACCGCUGGAGCAAGUUGGUGUACAAUGCUUCCUUCAACCCGAUUUGCGCGUUGGCUCGCCUGAACACUGGCGAGCUGCAGAGAACAGGCAGAGUUGUGGACACUCUUGUAAUCCCCGCGAUGAAAGAAGUUCUGGCUGUAGCGGAAAAGGCAGGACACGCCCUUCCGGAAAGCAUUAUAAAUGAUACAAUCAGGAGCAACCCGAUAAACGAUAAUAUUACCCCGAGUAUGCAAAUAGAUCUGGAAAAGGGUAAUUUUAUCGAACAUGAGAAUAUCAUCGGGGAGGUGGUCCGAGAAGGUCACGAGAGAGGAGUAGCUACACCGGUAUUAUCAAUUUUGUACGAACUAUGCUGUGCAGUGCAGUGGAAGCUCAAGGGAAAGGGAAAUGACCUGACAGUUGAUGCUUGCAUCGCGGGCCUUUCCUCGAGAUUCGCUCCUCGCUUGUCGUCACCGCAAACACCUGCAGCAGCACCAAAUCUUGGCUUAUUGGACCUGGAACUCAUGCAUAAUUUCUGCACGUCGACUUACGCCACUCUGAGUAAUGACUCGGCGAUAAGAGAUCUCUGGCGCAUUCGGAUCGUCAGGCUUUGCUUAAACUGUGACUACGCCAUGUUGGCAAUCUUAUCCGUGUCAGCACUCCACCUGAGCCAUUUCUCAACGGAGAGGAGAGAAUUCCUCCGCGAAAGAGCUAUAACGUACCAUAACCAGGCGCUUAGCAUUGCCUCUGCGUUUAUCGACGCGUACAAUGACAAAAAUGCCCAGCAUCUGUUUGCCUUCUCCAUUUUAACUAUCUACUAUUCUUUCGCUCAGACCCCACAGCAUGACGACGGGCCAUACCCUCCUUGGGUAGUCCUGAUAAAAGGCUGCACCAGUUUUAUUGCAUUGGCUCGGAGCACCCUCUUAGUUGGACCUUUCUCAGCUCUGUUGCAAAAGGCUCGAAGGCGUUUGGAACUCAGAGAGCAAACCUUCAAAACCGACUACAUGCAGCAGUUGAGGUUCUUUGUGGACGAGACGAUCACAGAUUCAGAGCGGCGUUUAGUUUAUCACGAUGCGAUUCACGGAUUGAACCAGACUUAUGGUUCGCACAGAAUGCGAGAUGCGAAAAUAGCAAAGGGAUACGGUCAUCGUGUCGAAGUGGAGGCUGGGCUGCGACCCGCACAUCAACCUCGAAAUCGCUUCCAGUUGAAGUUGCAAGCGAAGAUGGAGCUUUUCCCACGGAUUGACACACUUGCCGACGGCAAGUUAGACUUUAAGCUGUACCGGUACACACCUUCUUUCCCUGCAGCCAUCGUCGCUACGGUCAUCUUCGCGAUACUUUCCUGCCUUCACAUUUGGCGCCUCAGCAAAGCCCGAGCCUGGUACUUUAUUCCGUUUACAAUCGGCGGCGCUUUCGAAACCAUCGGCUACGCUGCCCGAAUUGUAUCCCAUAACAACAAGGAGUCUGUGCCUGCCUACAGCGUUCAAGCGAUCCUCAUCCUCGUUGCGCCCGCCCUCUUCGCCGCCUCCAUCUACAUGAUACUCGGCCGAAUCAUCAUCUCCCUCCGAGCCCAACAUCUGUCAUUGAUUCCCGUUCGCUGGUUAACAAAGGUCUUUGUCUGUGGUGACAUCGUAUCCUUCUCGCUACAAGCAGCUGGAGGCGGUAUCCAAGCGUCUGGCACUAUCGAGGCAUAUGAUAGAGGAGAGAAGAUCAUACUCGCUGGUUUGUUCAUUCAGAUCGUGGUGUUUGGUUUCUUCGUUAUCACCUCGGGUUUGUUCCACAGGAAGUGUCUCAAGAACCCAACACUGGCAGCUAGAGAAAAUGCCUUCCCGUGGAAACUUGACCUCAAGGUCUUGUAUACUGUCAGCAUUAUUAUCCUGGUUCGAAGCGUCUUUCGUGUCGUCGAAUAUCUACAGGGCAACGGCGGCUAUUUAAUUUCUCACGAGGUCUUUCUUUAUGUCUUUGAUGCAAUUUUGAUGGCGAUUGUCAUGGUUAUUUUCCUCAUUUGGUAUGUUGACCACCUUCAAUACAAGGACGGCAACGAAUACGAUCUUGAACCUUGUGUUGUCAAUGAGACAAACUCAUCUUGA